AUGUAAUAAAAUAACCGUGUUAUUUAUGAGUUAGAGGAUGAUGAGGAUAUAAAGUAGGCUCCAUUUCCAAAAUCUUAAGUAUAUGAUGUUUGUAAUAAUGAAAGGCGAUAAAAAUUGAUAGAAAAUUAGGUGCAGCAUCGUAUAUAAAAUGGGGAACACUUUAUAAUUAUUACUUCUCAUUUGAUUUAAAAAAGGGUAGACUAUUAUGUUACAAGACUCAACAAUCUAAUAGUUAUAAUAAUUAUUAUUCUUUGAAUAAGGGAGAUUUUGUGAGAGAUGAAGUUGAUAUAUAAAAAUGUGAAUAAUCUUUAAGAAAGAAAAAAAAUUAUUAAUAAGCUAAUGAUUAGAAAGUAAUAUAAAAGAUUAUAAUUUAAGUCAGUGAUAUAUGUGAGAACAGCUAAAGGAAGAGUAUUUAAAUUGAUGAUAGAUGAAAACGAAAAUUAUGAUAAGAUUUUAGGAUAUUUGCAGAUUUGUUUCUCUUCAAAAAUGUAAAAUGUAAAAGCAUUUUAUGCUCUUUUGGGAAUUGGACUUGUAAAGAUUGAUGGGAAUGAAUUUAAAUUAACAACAGGAGUUGUAGUUUCUUUAAAUGAUUGGUCCAUAAACAACAAUAAUAAUUAUUUGUUAAAAAAUGAUAAUGGAUUUAAUUUAUUAAUAAGUAAUAUUGAAUUACUGGGAGGUAUAAUAGGAUCAUUCUAUAAAUAACAUGAAAUCUUAGGAAUCAUAUUUAAUCCAUCAACAUAAACUAUAGAUAUAAUAUUAUUUGAUAAUUUUUAGUAAUCUAUUUUAAUAUAAUUAUUAGAAAUCCUAAAGUUUUACAUUAAGCUAUAUUCAAAUUGGUUAAAUUUUCUAAAAAGAAAGUGUUACCAUCAGGUAAAGGUUAGUUAUUGAAAUUAAAAACUGAUAUUGCUGAAUUCAAUUAAAAUGAUUAUAUUGAAAUAGCUAAAAAUGACAAUGUAAAAAUAUACAUUCAUACAACAAAAUUAAAUGUGGCAGAUUAUGCUUUAAUAUAAGGUAGUAUGUUUUCUGCAUAAUAUGUUGAUGAUUAAAAUGAUUUAGAUGGAGAUAAAUUGUUAUCAAAUAAUGCUCUUGAAUUUUAUAAGAAGAAUUUUAAAAGAUUGAAUAAUUAAGAUGAUGAAACUAAAGAAUUCAUUAUUGUAAGUAAAUAACAAACUUAAGUUUUUAUGAUGAAUACUUAACCAUCACCAAAUAAAGGAAGUGCCUAAAAAUAGAAUUCAUUUAAAUUUGAUGAUAUUAGUGAUGAAAGUAUUGGAAAUGGAUCAGGUGUACAAAUAGCUAAGAGUAUUAAAGGUAAGACUUUAGAUGAUGGUUUUGUUUAGUCCAUAUGAAGAGAUAAGUCAAUGGUGUCACCGAUUCGAGUCCAAAAGUGUAAUUUACUAGUGAAUUUUAAGGAAAUGGAUUUGAAUCUGCUGUUGAUUAUGCAAAUGAAUUGAAUGAAUAAAAAUAAAGAGAUAAUGAUAAGAAUGAAAAUUGUGAUAUCAAUGGGAAUGGUAAUUGCAAUAAUAAUAAAUAAGAAGUAUUUGAAAAUUAAAUGAUUAAUAAUACAAGAUAGAUAUAAUAUGAAGAGUAAUAGUAAAUAAUAGUAGAAGUUAAAAAUGAAUAAUAAUUACUUUAGCAUAAACCUAGUAAAACAGAAUAAAAUCAAGAAGAAGAUUCAGAUGAAAUAGAUCUUGUUAAAGUUUCAAUUGUAUUUGAUGAAGGAGAACAUUGUAAUUAUAGAGAUUAUAAUACAAUUAUGAAUUAUGCAUUAAAUUUUAAGAAAGUUGAUUAUAAGGAUGAAUAUAGAGUAUCAUAAGCUCAUAAAAAAGGAGGUACAGCUUGUUAAGAUGAAAAAAUGAUUGAAUUAGCAAGAAGUGUUGGAAAGAAUAUGAUAAAAUAAGUAGGUCAGAAAUUGCUUAGUGGAAAUUUCAAUUUAACAACAGUUUCUUUUCCUGUAAUUUGAUUUCUUUUUAAUAUUUUAGAUUAAAGCUAUGAUACCUAAAUCAGCCUUAGAAAAAACAUUUAUGUAAACAAUUCUCUUUCCUUUGUAUAUGAAUAAGGCAGCAUCUCUAUAAAAGCCAUUAGAAAGAAUGAAACUUAGUAUAGUUGCUCUCAUAUCUAAUUACAUCUAGGCUAAUUCAUUUCUUAAACCUCUCAAUCCCAUCUUAGGUGAAACCUUUGAAGGUGGCUAUGAAGAUGGUACUUAACUCUAUUGUGAAUAAGUAAAUUAAAAAUAACUAUUAUUAUAGAUAUCUCAUCAUCCUCCUUUAUCUUAUUUUCUUGUUUAUGGACCAAAGAAAUCUUAUAAAUUUUUCGGAUAUUCUCUUUAUGAAGCAAAAGCAGGUUUAAAUUCAUUGACAAUUUUAAAUCAUGGAAAAAGAACAAUUUAAUUUCUAGAUCAAAAGAUAAUUUGUACUUUUUCAUCUGAACAUUAUUCAGGUACAUUCUUUGGAACAAUGAAAAAUGAAUCUUAAGGAGCUCUUUCGUUUAUAGAUGAAGCUAAUAGUAUUAAAUAUUAUAUAUUUAGAUUUAAAUUGUAUUGUUUAAUUGGGAAAAGUGAAAAAUAAACCAACAGAUUAUUUUGAAGGUGAAAUUAAAUAAGGAAAAACAGUGCUUAGUAAAUUAUUUGGAAGUUAUAUGGGUUUUGCUGAUUUUGAUGGGAUUAGAUAUUGGGAUGCUAGAGUAAUAAAACCAUUUGCAAUGUAAAUAUUGAAAUCAAAUUUGGAAUCAGAUCAUACAAAGAGAACCGAUAGAAUUUGUAUGAUUGCUGGUGAUAUGAAUAAGGCAUAAGUUGAAAAGGAAAAGUUAGAAUAAUUAUAAAGAAAUGAUGCAGCUUUAAGAAAAGAAUUCUUAAAAUAAAAAAAGAAAAAAGAUUAAAAAUGA
Paramecium pentaurelia is the source of this 2880-nucleotide messenger RNA. The record is from the annotation of a GenBank genome assembly. NCBI's taxonomy places the organism in Eukaryota, Ciliophora, Oligohymenophorea, Peniculida, Parameciidae.